GGCUGCGCUGAGAGUAGUGAGUGCGCUCCAUGGGUAGUGCAGCGGCAGAGCGAGGGGGCCGCGGCGGCCCCGCUGCUGCCUGUGCUCGGCUGCCGCUCUUCGGGUUUCAUCUUUGGCUUGUCCAAUGGACCUGAAGCACUGCUGAGCGUUACCUGCAGGAACUCUAUAAGCACAUUGGCUGCUGGGAUGUUGCGGCAGAACGGUGGAAGCAACAAACGUGGUUUGGGAUUAGCCCGACUGUCUACCUCCAACUUCUUCACCAUCUCCAAUUCAGGAAACUGGGGAAUGGGGCGCAGCACCAAGAGCAGCUCUCUGAGCAGCAUCAGCUCCAACUCUGACUGCUAUGAUAAUCCUGUUGUGGAUCCAGAAUAUAUCACACAACUGGUGAAUGACGUCAGGAAGUUUGCAGAUGUGCUGCUGUAUUUGAAGGAAGCCAUUUGUUCGGAAGAGAACCAAGAUGGCCUGCACCAGGUAGUACAUGAACGCCUAGGGGAGUUGCUGCGUGUUUUAAAAGCAGUGAUAAAUAAAUACCAAAAUCUAAACUCAGUCGAUAUCCUUAGUGCUGCAGGAACAGUUAUUGCAAAAGUAAAAGCGGUGAACUUCAAAGAAGUUAACGAAGAGAACAAGAGGGAGCUCUUCAGUGAAAUAUUUUCUUCCAUUGAAACAUUGGCAUUCACCUUUGGAAACGUUAUUUCAGACUUCCUUAUGGGAGAUGUAGACAAUGGCUCAUCACUGGGACUUCCUGUAUCUCGGAGAAGUCGGUCUUUCGAGAAUCUUUCUGUGGAGUCUGGGGGUUCACUGCAUGAAAGGGAUGAUAUUCAAGAUGCUUUAUUUUCAGGGCAACUUCGAGCAGAGGAGGUUGAUAGCAUGCUCCUGAGAAAUGACAGCGGAAUCGAAUCGGCUCUGUCUUAUGCUAAAGCAUGGUCAAAAUAUACCAAGGAUGUAGUUGCAUGGGUAGAAAAAAAGCUGAGCUUGGAAGUGGAGUGUGCUAAAAACUUAGCAAAAAUGGCUGAAACUGCUAAAGCUGUUGUUGGACACCAGGAUUACAUGCCAUUCCAAUCAAUAUUCAUUACUGCUUUUCAAAAUGAUAUUGAGAACAAUCAGCUUUGGCAACAAACAGCUGCUGCUCUCCAGUCUAACAAAUUUGUGCAGCCUAUUCUUGGAAGGAAAAACGAGUUGGACAGACAAAGGAAAGAUAUCAAGGAGCUUUGGCAGAGAGAACAGAAAAAAAUGCAAGAGCUGGAAGCUGCUCUAAGGAAAGCAAAGUCUCUAUAUACACAGCGUCAAGAUGAGUAUGAAAAGGCCAAAUCCUGCACUGCUCGUGCUGAGGAGGAACAGCUUAGCUCAAGUGGAAGCUUUGUGAAAGAUUUCAGCAAGCAACUGGAAAAAAAACGAAGGCUGGAAGAGGAAGCUCUUCAAAAAGCUGAAGAGGCCAAUGAACACUAUAAAACAAGCAUGGCAGAGGUUGAAGAGAAAAGGAAUUAUUUGGAAAACUUUAAAAGUGAUGUCUUAACACAGCUUCGGGAGCUGAUUUACCAGUGUGAUCUGACUCUUAAAGCUGCAACGGUAAACCUGUUCCAGCUGCAGCACGCUCAGGUUGUAUCUCUUCCAGUUAACUGCCAGUCCCUCUGUGAAAGUGCCAAACUCUAUGACCCUGGUCAGCAGUAUUCAGAGUAUGUGAAGAGUUUGCCAAAGGAAGGUAUUCCUAUUGAACCAGGUUCUUUUGAAACCCAGAGUUCCCAGGUUGAUGGGGUUUUUAAUAAGCAAUCAAGCAACAGUGUCCAUACGUCCCAUGGUAACUUAUCUCAGUGUUCAGGAGACUUUCCUGCUCAGACAUUAGAUGAUGUGGGAAGCCCAAUUUACCAUCCUUCACAAAAGAUUGGAGAGAAGAGAUCUUCCAGCAGCACAGAUAUGCAAGCAAUACGAGGGCCACCACCAUUCAGAUCGUGGUCGGUUGGCAACCAGAGUGGAGGAAUGUGCAGUGACUCUGAAAGUGCAGGGGGAAGCAGCGAGUCACGAUCCAUGGAUUCUCCAUCUGCUAGCCCAGGGGAUUUUAAAAGACGACUUCCCCGAACACCUUCCACUGGUACUAUGUCAUCUGCAGAUGAUCUUGAUGAACGAGAGCCACCAUCUCCUUCAGACUGUGGUUUAAAUGAUAUGACAUCUGAAACUGCAAAUUCCCCAGGACCUUUUAGAAAUGCCAAUAUGUCCAAAGCAGCACAAACACACAAACUCCGGAAGCUGAGAGCUCCAUCUAAAUGCAGAGAAUGUGACAGCUUAGUGGUAUUUCAUGGAGCUGAAUGUGAGGAGUGUUCACUUGCAUGCCAUAAAAAGUGUUUAGAGACUUUAGCUAUUCAAUGUGGGCACAAAAAACUUCAUGGAAGGCUUCACUUGUUUGGUGUGGAAUUUGCCCAAGCUGCUAAAAACGUUCCUGAUGGCAUUCCUUUCAUCAUCAAAAAGUGUACCUCAGAAAUUGAAAGCAGAGCACUGAAUGUCAAGGGCAUUUAUCGUGUGAAUGGAGCCAAAUCAAGAGUUGAAAAGCUUUGUCAAGCUUUUGAAAAUGGCAAGGAUUUGGUCGAACUUUCAGAACUCUACGCGCAUGAUAUCAGCAAUGUGCUCAAGCUGUAUCUUCGCCAGCUUCCAGAACCCUUGAUUUUGUUUCGGCUUUACAAUGAGUUCAUUGGACUUGCAAAAGAAAGCCAGAACAUAAAUGAGGAACUGGAUGCUAAACAAGCUAGCCCCAGAUCAAAGAAAAGACAGUCCAUCUGUAUUGAAUUGAAUAGGAUCAUCAUUAAAAUUAAAGAUCUUCUGAAACAACUGCCUGUACCAAACUAUAACACUCUUCAGUACCUUAUUGGACACCUUCACAGGGUUACGGAACAGUGUGAUGAAAACAAAAUGUCAGCCAGCAACCUUGGCAUAAUAUUUGGCCCAACUCUGAUCAGACCACGUCAAACGGAUGCCACAGUUUCUUUGUCAUCACUUGUGGAUUACCCUUAUCAAGCCCGGGUAGUGGAGCUGCUCAUAACAUACUAUGAAAAGAUAUUUGAUGUUUCAUUGAAACCACUUCUGAACAUAUCUCAGCCUGAAGAAACUGCCCUUAUGGAAAGAGUUGCUUUAUCAGCAGAAGAGAGGGAGCUACAGCAGCAGAGGAAAUCGUUUGUUGCUGUAAAGGAAGGUAUUCUGAUCACUCCAAGUGAAAGCAGAGCUUCAGAAACAGCUGCAUUGUUUUGGGAAUUAAACAAUAGCAAGAAUAUAAAAGAACAAGUGGAUACAUCUGUAACUGGUGAUGCUGUGAGUCCAGCUUCAGAGAGAGACAGCGAUUCCUUUGUUUCUCUAGGUGAGGACAUCUCUAAAGCUAAUUUAUUUCCUGAAAAACGUACCCGUCAGAUUACCAAAGUUCCAUUGCGGGUUCCAAGGACAAAGCCAACUACUCGGCCUCUGAGCCUACCUGUAGAUCGAAUACUUCCUCCUUGUGUUUUGAAUGAGAGAAAUUCACAAAAUGCAGGAGCAGUAAGUCCAGAGAAGCUUGGCAGGAGCCCUACUAUUGAAGAAGUUUCAGAGGUGAAGGCAGUCCCUGCUGCUAGUACCUGCUGCAGGCUUCCUUGUUACGACACUCAGAUGCUGCGCAAAACUUGGGACAAGCAAUAUAAGCAGUAUGAUAUCACAGCAAGGACAGCAAUGAUUGUGACUAAUGUGCCCCAGGAGAACCGAGCACUUGAGAGAGGAACUGCAGGUGCUUUGUCUUCAUCAUGCAGCCCUGGUAACAAUUCAGCUAAUGCCAUUCUUAGUAAGCCAUAUUCUGUUUCAGCUGGGUCAGGAAAGACAGCAACAGAAGGAAAUAGUGCUGAUGCCAAUCCUCUUACUACCUUCAGGGCACCAAGAACAUUGCAGCCACCCCCAGGCACAUUUUAUAAACCACCCUCUAACAAAUCAAAACAAAAUGGAGAGGGUUCUUUUGCUACAGCUUGUGCACCAGCCAGUGCUAGCUCUGUGCUUCACCAAGAUAAUACUGUGAAACUGGCUAGGAGCUCUGCACUUCCAUCAGGUGAUCCUGAACAAAACACAAAUGAACAAGGAACUAACUCAGAAGAUACUCACCCCACAGAUCUGAAGCCUAUUUACCAGAGACUAAGACCAAAAAGGAUCCAAGAACUGGAACACAGGGAGGCUCAUUUUGUAUAAGGUGCAAAUUCUUCUUGGACUGGAUGCAAUUUGGUGUUGUCAGUGGAGGCUUCCCUAUGCCCCUUUAUCCUUUAUCUUCCCUUGAAAAUCCCACUUCUGUGCCAUAUUGGAGUUAUUUUUAUAUAUGCAGCAUUUUUAAAAGGGGGGGGGGGGGUUGGGGAAUUGUGAAGGAGUUAAGUCAAACUUUGUAAUUCAGUAGCUUUUCAUAAAGUUUAAUGCAUUCCCAGUCUUAAAUACAGAGAAUGGGCUCACUGAAUAAGGCAUUGAGCUUCAUUUCAUUUUUUUAUGAGCCAUUUUUCAUAAUAGAUGUUAUAAUAAAAAUGGAAGGUUUAAUAUUCAUUGUCUGAACAUAAACCAAAGCUUGUGCUUUGCUCUGUAAAAACAUUUGUUGAGUUUUCUAACCUGUGCAAUUAAAGCUUUGUGCCUGAACACUUACGUACUGGCCAGCAUUGCCCAUAAUGUAUCAUAUGUGUAUAUUUUAAGCAGAUAUGGUUAUCUGUUGCCAGUUUUCUAUGUUGUCACUUUAAUAUUUGGGGGUUUUUUUGUACAGAAGGAUGCACUUACUGAGCUUUACUAUUCAGAAGCAGCAAUCAGUCCACAUUUUUGUAUAGCUUAGCAAGUGGGGCAGAUAUGCACAGCCUGUUCUGUUAGGAUGCCCUUCUGGAGAAACUAUCAGUUGCAGUGGUGGCAUUUCUUUCCCAGGUGAAUGAAAAGGCAAUAAUACGCUUGCUAUAGAUCAGUUUCACUACUUACUAUGCAGUGUAACUGAAAUGAAGAGCAUUGUUUCAAAGCUUCAGUGAAAGAGCUGGAAAUAACCAAAAAUCUGCAUUAUUAGGUGCAUCUAAUGGUUUUCACUUUGUAUUAAAUGGGUUUUAUGUGUACACUGUUAUAUUUCCUUUAAAAUAUAUUAACUUGUUAACAUUUCA
This is a messenger RNA of Melopsittacus undulatus (budgerigar), 5111 nucleotides long. RefSeq names its product Rho GTPase activating protein 29 (gene ARHGAP29). Gene Ontology annotation, molecular function: GTPase activator activity. Lineage: Eukaryota; Metazoa; Chordata; Aves; Psittaciformes; Psittaculidae. Gene Ontology annotation, biological process: activation of GTPase activity; signal transduction. Gene Ontology annotation, cellular component: cytoplasm. The transcript is spliced from 23 exons. The record is from RefSeq and is a predicted model, not a curated record. The coding region runs from base 187 to 4185 and encodes 1332 amino acids.